AUGGAAAAAGAGAAGAAAAAAGAAAAAGAAAAAUGUACAUUAAGUUUGAUGAAAUCAGAAUGUUUUGGAGCGGAUGAAGAUGUUGUUGAACUUUCAGCAGAAAUAUUUUACAAAGCUUCAAGUCAGUGUACCAUCAACAAUAUCUUUUGUGCCCCUUUAGACAGAAAAAUGUUGUUUAAACUUAAGAAUUAA
Molecule: messenger RNA, 192 nt
Organism: Clunio marinus
Lineage: Eukaryota; Metazoa; Arthropoda; Insecta; Diptera; Chironomidae
Source: the annotation of a GenBank genome assembly